UGGACAAGCCGGGAAGACGACGAGAAACGCGAGCUUUUUUGUCACUCCCGACGCCUUAUCGUGAACCAACAUACCACGGGAGUGUUUUGCCACUGAAGAAAAGCAACCAACGACAGGAAAAACGUCGCCUUUUCUCCAUUUAGAUGCAUGCAUAGCGUGUGGACUUGUGUGCGUCAAAAGAUGGACCGCUACGAGGACUUCUGUCUGCAAAGCAUGUCCAUGCUGCAGGAGGAGGGGGAAUUCAAGAAGACAUGUGAGCCGCUCACCAGGACGUACUCUGUCAUCCUCUUCCAUGGGAAAGCUGUUUUGUCACCUCUGGUAAGGUUAAAAAAAAACUUUACAUUGAGUAAACAACCUCAAAGUGCUACAGUGUAUUAAACAAAUAAAAAUAAAAAGAGAAUAAAAAAGAAAUAAAAACAAAAACUAGAACAGCCAAAUAGCUAGAACUAGUAUACAUAUAUCUAAAAAAAAAAGGGUUUUAAGCCUUUUUUAAAAGCAUCCACAGUCUGUGGUGCCCUCAGGUGGUCAGGGAGAGCGUUCCACAGACUGGGAGCGGCGGAGCAGAAAGCCCUGUCUCCCAUUGUUCGUAGCUUUGUCCUCGGAGGUUGGAGGAGGUUAGCCUGUCCGGAGCGGAGGUGUCGAGUGGAGGAUUUGGGGGUGAGUUAUUUGAGGUAGAGGGGGGCAUUUCCAUGGAGGCACUGGUGGGUUAGUAGGGAGACUUUGUAUUCAAUCCUGAGUGGAACAGGAAGCCAGUGAAGGGAUUUGAGAAUUGGUGUGAUAUGGUCAUAUUUCCGCACUCUCAUCAGGAUCCUAGCAGCACUAUUCUGUAUGUAUUGCCCCAGGACCUACUCUGUCAUCCUCUUCCAUGGGAAAGCUGUUUUGUCACCUCUGGUAAGAUGAAAAAAAAAAAAAAAUAAUAAUAGAUUUUAUUUGUAAAAAGCACUUUACAUUGAGUAAACAACCUCAAAGUGCUACAGUGUAUUAAACAAAUAAAAAUAAAAAGAUAAUAUACAGAAAUAAAAAUAAAAACUAGAACAGCCAAAUAGCUAGAACUAGUAUACAUAUAUCUAAAAAAAAGGGGUUUUAAGCCUUUUUUAAAAACAUCCACAGUCUGUGGUGCCCUCAGGUGGUCAGGGAGAGCGAUCCACAGAUUGGGAGCAGCGGAGCAGAAAGCCCGGUCUCCAAUUGUUCGUAGCUUUGUCCUUGGAGUUUGGAGGAGGUUAGCCUGUCCGGAGCGGAGGUGUCGAGUGGAGGAUUUGGGGGUGAGUUAUUUGAGGUAGAGGGGGGCAUUUCCAUGGAGGCACUGGUGGGUUAGUAGGGAGAAUUUGUAUUCAAUCCUGAGUGGAACAGGAAGCCAGUGAAGGGAUUUGAGAAUUGGUGUGAUAUGGUCAUAUUUCCGCACUCUCAUCAGGAUCCUAGCAGCACUAUUCUGUAUGUAUUGCAGCUUCUGGAUGUUCUUGCUGGGGAUCCCGACAAGAAGUGCGUUGCAGUAGUCUAGUCUGGAGGAGACAAAGGCGUGGACGAGCCUCUCGGCAUCACAGAGAUUGAAUGAUGAGCAGCGUCACGAGAUGUGCAACUAUAGAAGGAUGGCUGUCCAGCUGGAAGCAGACCAGAGGAACCCGCAGAGGAACAAGCUUCCUGUCCAAGUUCAAGACAUACUGACAAGUUGUAAUGUGCAAUCAGUAGAGCCAGCGUCAAAAGAAACACAGGAUGGCAACAAACCAGCUUGCAAGGUCCAACAUGUACGGAACGAUGAGGUUCAAAAGUCAUCAGUUUCCAAAUCAGCAGCAGUGAGCGAUUACACCCUGAUCACCGACUCACCUGGCCUUCCCAAAGACCCUGGGAUUGGGACUGGUCUUCAGCCAAUCAGUCCAGUUGUUCCCAUUGGUCUAAUUGCCAAUAAUAAUGUGAAGGUGGAUACAGAAGACAAGAGUGAUGAGGAAGAUAUGAGUAUGGACAGUCUUCUCAAGCAAACAAAAGACGAGCAUGUGAGGAAGGACCAGAGUAGAGACGGGUCAAAAGGUCUCCUACCAACAUCUGACGCCAUCACAGAGAUAAAAAGUCCAAAGAGUGGUGUUGAGUUUGGCUUUAGUUUGCACCACAGUCCUCUUGGCCCUCCACAGACCUUCAUCCAUCAAACUGUGUAUGAUCUUCCACAGUCUGCAUCACCUUGCAUUCCAGAUCGAUGUAUAAGACGACCCAGUCCAGAGUCCAGCUGCAGACGUAAACCACGCCCAUUCUCUACUGGGAAUAUACACAUUUCAUUCCUAGGUAUGCCAGGGGAAGGAUCUGAACUGUCAGGUUGGGAAGAAGCUCCCUCCCCAGAUCACUGGAGUUCAGUCGGGGGUGAAAGUUUUCCUAAUAGGAAGGGGAGUCGGCAAUCCACUCUCUGUACUAAUAGUCCAGUUUGGGAAACCCACAGCUCCAUGAGCCCGUCGGGUCCCAACUUGUUUGGGCAACCGGAACAUCUGUCGUCAACAUUUCGCCGGCGCUCUCACACCAUGGACAGUCAGCUGGGAACCAAGCAACCUGAUUACAUUGACCGCAGUCAAGAAAGGACACCUCGAUUUAUGGCAGGAGUCGUCACUGUCUGCCCUACAAGUCGACGGAACUCGGCUGCCCCCUUAAACAAGUCAUACAAGAUAGAGAGUCCAACGUCCUAUCUGCGGCGGGUUCAUGUUACUCCCGAGUUAGCUCAGGGUAAACACUGGACGCACCCUAGUGAUCCUCGGGGGCCACGAGAUGUUGUAACCUCACCAACGUUCCUCAGGCAUGCAGCUAAUGCUAACAACACAGAGGAGACCCAAAGGCGAGCAGAAGUUCUGGAGGACAUACAAAAGCGGCUGGAAGAAGAACAUGCCUUGCAGAUGUCCGUGCUCCUGGCUGAGCAGGAAAAAGAGCAGCAGCGUCUUCGUCUGGAUCUCGAAGAAGCUGAAAGAAGACUUAGAGAGCAGGAGUCUGUGCAUCCCCAGAACUCUGCUACUUGGAACGGACUUCUACCUGGGAUAAGUCCAACUAAUGCCUCAGCUGAAAGAUCACCGGGACACAGUAUAGGUUUUCCUAGUCCCAUCAGUUCUGAUUUUACCCCUCCCUCUCUCCAGUCCCCUGUUUAUAUUCAAGGGCCGAUUUGGACGGCUAGCAAACUUCACGCAAGGGAAAGUCAGGUUCUGACAACAGAACAACAGAGAGCAUUGUGUCGAAUUGGCGCCAUUGCCCGUGGCUUCCUCAUACGACGAUUGCUGAAAACGCACAAGAUCAAAUAUCUGCGUCAGACCAUCAUGGAUACAAAGGCGUUCAUUAGUUCCUUUCAGACUGAAGGUCCACCGAAAAAAGUCUCGGAACAAGAUCUUUGUUUACAAGAAAGAGUUCGAGCGCAGUUACGUGCAGCCCUUUAUGACAUCAAUGAAAUCUUCUUUGAAAUGCCUCUGAAGGAUCGAUUAGCGCUGCUGCAGCAGGACAGAGAGCUCUGUGUUGAAAAGAAGCUACGAGACAUGGACAAAGCUAAGAGUCAUAAGGAAAAGGUGAUUCUGUCUGCUGCCACGCAAAGGUCUCUGGACCGGAAAAAGAGGGAGGGGGAAUCACCAGGACAGGCUAGAAAGGUGAUGCAGAAGCCAAAAAGUCCAACCCCUAACAGAGUUCAGAAGUCGAGCCAAGUCCAGAAAUCUGUUCCAAGUCAGCUGAACCGCCAGGGGAGCUGGUAUAAGAAGACUCCAGAAACAAGAGUAAAGCGCAUGGACAAUGUGAAGAACCUGAAGAAGCAGCACUCUCUGGGUUAACAGGUGGAAAUACAAUCCUAUUAGAACACCUUCGACCACUAUUAGUCUACAUCAGACUGCGCUAGUCAUCUAUAAUAACUUUAAUAUUAGGCAGUAGAACCACAUGAUUUCUUCCAGCAAAUUAGUGACAAAAGGUAAUUAUGAUAGUGACAUUGUUUGACUCAAUCAAAUAUGACAAAAUAUAUGUCAUACACAUCAUGAAAAGUAAAAAAAACAACAACAACAAAGUAGCACAUUAAACAAACAACAGUGCAGAUGAUUCAGGAUGUUAUCAGUGAACAAAUUAGUUUUUAUUGUACAAAUUUGUUGAGCAAUUAUAAAAAAAUGUUCCUAAAGACCUUAUUAUCUGUAGUAGUCCAAAGUGCAUUUAUUGACAAUUACAGUGCAUUAACAUUAAGUGCGGUAAGUAUAAUAAUGUUUAAAAACAGGUUGUUUACAUUUUAUAUGGGGUUUUAAUGGCUUUGACUGCCGCUGUGUCUUUUUUUUUUUUUU
Messenger RNA from Nerophis lumbriciformis (worm pipefish), 4268 nucleotides. RefSeq lists its product as uncharacterized. The record is from RefSeq and is a predicted model, not a curated record. Gene Ontology annotation, cellular component: centriole. Lineage: Eukaryota; Metazoa; Chordata; Actinopteri; Syngnathiformes; Syngnathidae. Gene Ontology annotation, biological process: centriole replication; centrosome duplication; negative regulation of centriole elongation.